Ananas comosus (pineapple) is the source of this 1414-nucleotide messenger RNA. RefSeq names its product aldo-keto reductase family 4 member C9-like. NCBI's taxonomy places the organism in Eukaryota, Viridiplantae, Streptophyta, Magnoliopsida, Poales, Bromeliaceae. The record is from RefSeq and is a predicted model, not a curated record. The coding region runs from base 31 to 1143 and encodes 370 amino acids. Gene Ontology annotation, molecular function: aldose reductase (NADPH) activity. The transcript is spliced from 7 exons. Gene Ontology annotation, cellular component: cytosol.
CUGGUUACAGCACCGUUUUGGUACAACCAAAUGUUUCCUUUCCCAGCACCAGCCCCCAUCGGGCGACACGUGCCGUGUACACACGGGCGUGCGCACAAAUGCGUCAGCCACAAGCCUAUAAAUGGGCUUCCGUUGCUCCCCCAUUCGCUCAUCUUUUUUCUCCGACGACGACGACGAGGAUUCGUGAAUCGCUCGCUCGGCUCCGCCAUGGCUCGUUACUUCACCCUCAACACGGGCGCCAAGAUCCCCUCCGUGGGCCUCGGCACGUGGCAAGCUCCCCUCGGCGUAGUAGGCGACGCCAUCGUCGCCGCCGUUAAGGCUGGUUACAGACAUAUUGAUUGUGCUAGCAUAUACAGGAAUGAGAAGGAGGUUGGCUUGGCACUAAAGAAGCUAAUUGACGAGGGGUUAGUCAAGCGUGAAGAUCUGUUCAUCACCUCUAAAUUAUGGUGCAGCGACCACUCACCAGAAGAUGUUCCUGUGGCAAUGGAUCAAACUUUGAAUGACUUGCAACUUGACUAUUUAGAUCUUUACCUUAUCCAUUGGCCAUUCCGGGUAAAGAAAGGAAGUAGCAUCAGCCCUGAAAACUUUGUCCAGCCUGAUAUACCUGCUACGUGGGGAGCCAUGGAGAAAUUGUACGAUUCUGGUAAAGCCCGUGCCAUCGGUGUGAGCAAUUUUUCUUCCAAGAAAUUAGAGGAUCUGCUUGCUAUAGCCCGUGUGCCACCAGCAGUCGACCAGGUGGAAUGCCACCCUGGCUGGCAACAACCUAAGCUCCAUGCUCUGUGCCAGGCAAAGGGUGUUCAUCUCAGUGCUUUCUCUCCACUCGGUUCACCUGGUACCACAUUUAUCAAAGGCAGCAAUGUCCUUACACACCCAGUCGUGAAAUCAAUAGCAGAGAAGUUGGGCAAAAGUCCUGCACAAGUUGCACUGCGUUGGGGACUUCAGAUGGGGCAGAGUGUACUUCCUAAGAGCACAACUGAAACGAGGAUAAAGGAAAAUAUCGACUUAUUUGAUUGGUCUAUCCCAGAUGAUCUGUUCACCAAAUUCUCAGAAAUAGAGCAGGCUAGGCUACUUAGGGGGAACUUCAUUGUGCACCCUCAAAGCGUUUACAAAAACUUGGAGGAGCUCUGGGAUGGAGAGAUCUAAGAAGUGAUUGAUCUCCUUUUCAGUCGAUGCAUUGGUCCCAGAAAUCUUGGCAUUCCUAGUAAUGAUUCUACUUAUUUUAGGACACUACCAAACCCUUUUUUUAACGUGAUCUCCUACUUUUACAUGUUUUCUUUUAUCAUAUAGGGUCCUUGUUGGCAAGAUGGGUAACGAUAGAAUUCAAAGAAGAAAAAUAUUAUAAUUUUGUAGGAAUUAGUGCAUUUUGAUUGUAAUUUGUCUGUUUCCAAGGUGGAAAAGAAAAACUUUUAUUUUA